CUGAAUUUAAAUCAAGCUGUGACUCUCCACAGUGCAGCCGGAAAUGCAGAUGGACAACUUGAACUGAAACCGGAGAACAUCUAAGGGGCUUCGGACCGCUGCUUCUCAGCAGUUUUUAUUCUUCAGAAAUUAGCAAGAAGACCUCGGACCCCAGGGGAGACAGGAGAAAUGGAAAGUGCCCUGUGUGUCCCCAUUUUCUUGGUCUUGUGCAUCUUUAUCCAAUCAAGUGCCCAUGGACAAAGCCUGGGACCAGAGCCAUCUGGAAGAAGGUCUCAAGCUGUUGAAACAAACAAAACGCUGCAGGAGACAAAGACCAGAUUCCUGCUCUUUGAAGAUAAAACCAGUAAGGGCUGUCAGAUUCGGCUCAACCGCCAAGACACAUUACAGGAGUGUGGCUUCAACGCCUCCCAGCCUUUGGUGAUGAUAAUCCACGGGUGGUCGGUGGACGGCAAGCUGGAAAACUGGAUCUGGCAGUUGGUGGCCGCGCUGAAGUCCCGGCCAGCCCAGCCAGUGAACGUGGGGCUGGCGGACUGGCUCACCCUGGCGCACCAACACUAUACCAUCGCUGUGCGCGAUACCCGCCUCGCAGGCCAGGAGGUCGCGGCUCUUCUUCAGUGGCUGGAGGAAUCUGUUCAGUUCUCUCCAAGCAACGUUCACCUAAUUGGGUACAGCCUGGGUGCACACGUCUCGGGAUUCGCUGGCAAUUACAUCGGCCGAAAGCGCAAGAUUGGGAGAAUUACAGGGCUGGAUGCUGCAGGCCCUUUGUUUGAGGGAACCUCCCCCAGCGACCGUCUUUCUCCAGAUGACGCCAAUUUCGUGGAUGCCAUUCACACUUUCACCCAGGAGCACAUGGGCCUGAGCGUGGGCAUCAAACGGCCCAUCGCGCACUACGACUUCUACCCCAACGGGGGCUCCUUCCAGCCCGGCUGCCACUUCCUAGAACUCUACAAACACAUCGCGGAGCACGGCUUACACGCCAUCACCAAGACCAUAAAAUGCUCCCACGAGCGAUCGGUGCACCUGUUCAUCGACUCCGUGCUGCACGACGGCAUGCAGAGCACGGCCUACAUGUGCAGCGACAUGGACAGCUUCAGCCAAGGCCGGUGCCUGAGCUGCAGGAAGAGCCGCUGUAACACGCUGGGCUACCACGUCCGCCAGCAACCACAGAGCAAGAGCAAGAAGCUCUUCCUCGUGACGCGAGCCCAGUCCCCCUUCAAAGUUUAUCAUUACCAGUUCAAGAUCCAGUUUGUCAACCAAAUUGAGAAACCUGUAGAACCAACUUUUACCAUGUCGCUACUCGGAACAAAGGAGGAAACGCAGAAAAUUCCCAUCACGCUGAGUGGAGGAAUUACUAGUAAUAAAACCUAUUCCUUUCUUAUCACGUUGGAUUCGGACAUCGGCGAGCUGAUCGUGAUCAAGUUCAAGUGGGAAAACAGCGCAGUGUGGGCCAACGUCUGGAACACGGUCCAGACCAUCAUCCCGUGGGGUGCAGAGCCCUGCUGCCACCCAGGCCUCUUUCUGAAGACCAUCAGAGUCAAAGCAGGAGAAACCCAGCAAAGGUGA
Molecule: messenger RNA, 1563 nt
Organism: Propithecus coquereli (Coquerel's sifaka)
Lineage: Eukaryota; Metazoa; Chordata; Mammalia; Primates; Indriidae
Gene: LIPC
Product: lipase, hepatic
Exons: 9
Coding region: 169-1563 (464 amino acids)
Biological process (GO): lipid metabolic process
Molecular function (GO): triacylglycerol lipase activity; apolipoprotein binding
Source: RefSeq, a predicted model, not a curated record